AACACAGACGGAGUGUUUACAGUGAGAUCAGUUUCCACUCAGAUGUAGCUCCUAGAUGAAGGAUUCAGGUUUUCCUCCCAUUGGAUCGCAGUGGUCGUGGGAGCCGCUGCGUGCCGUGACGGGGACAGACAGUGAAGACAUUAGAGGGAGAGGGGAGGAUUCAACACUUCCUAAACACACAGAGACCGUCUCUAUCUGAGAAAUGGGGUGUCGGCUCCCGAAGCUGAGGAAGGCUGAGGAGAGGCGCAGUCCUGGCAACAUCUACUCCACCCUCCGAAGGCCUCAAGUUGAGACAAAAGUUGGAGUGGCCUACACAUACCACUUUCUGGAUUUCCUCUUGGGGAAAGACGAGGUGCCAGUGUCGUCUGUGCUUUGCCUUUCAUCGGUCAGAGAGCUGCCCGUCCAGGUCAGGGAACUCUACGCACAGGGCUUCGUCCUGGUGGCUGUUCACCCCUUUGUCCAUCCCUGCGGACCCCGCCACGCUCACAUCCAGCGCCAGCUCCACAGAGCUGUGUUAGUCAGAGAGACACAGAGUCUAGAGAAAAGCCAGCUGAGGUGGGUGAAAAACCGUCUGGAGACAGAGGUCUGUGUGGCCAGUCAACAGGCUGCAGACCCAGAAGCCAUCCAGAACUAUGUUAAGAAGAUCCAGGAUGUGGCCGAACAAGGGUCCAUGUUUGUGGGGUUUCUCCAGCAGCCAGGUGGAGGACCGUAUUUUUGGGGUCACUGGGACCCAGAGGAGCUAUCAUCCUUGCAUUCAAGCCCAUCACCGAUACAUCGACAGCCUUUUAGCACCAAAACAAGCCCAACUAGACCAAAUCCUAUUGGUGAAGAUGCUGAUAUCUGUUGCUGUGAUACUGAAGAGAUAGAUCGGAGGGGUGUAGAGGGUGUCAAACAGGACCAAGUCUCCUCGAUUUUCAGACCACCAGACCUCAGCAAUCUGAAGCACACUGCAGACUUUCCUCAUAACCCAGAUGAGCAUAAUGAUCAAUUAAUAACUUCACAAACUGUAGCCAUAGACUGCAAUAAACCUCAUAUCCACAUCAAAUCUGAUGCUCAUAAAACUACAGAAGUCUGGGGAAAAUGGUCAAGUCUACCAGAAACAGCAGUCACAACAAGGCUGCAGGAGUGUAGAUUACAUGGGAUUAAACAGCACUGCACUGAAUCUACAGAGAAACAUCUCAGCCUAUCCAAACAGAAGGAAAGGAGGGUCUCCAGCCCAGACAGCUGGCUCAGCUCUCCAGAAUUGGACCGUAAGCAUGACAGAAGAUCUGACUUAACUCAAGCAGACGGACAAAGACGCGUGACAACACAGAACAACAACCACAUCAAGCUGAAGAAUUCUGGGAAUGACACGGAUUCAACUUCACCACCGACGCAGGCUAGGAUGCAGCUGUUUGCGCUGUACAACCACACGGAAGAGCCCGACACCUCCCUGAGGUUCUACUCUCUCCGGGUGCCUCUGCAUGUGCAGAAGGAGAGGGAGGCAAUCACAGACAUUGAUGCAAACUGGCUCGACCACAUGACUCAGCAUUUUAGCAGCGGAGCACAGCUCAUUGAUGGGUUUUUUCACCUCACAGAUGAUCAUGUCCCUGGAGUCUCAUCUGUGGAUAGCGUUUUCAUCUUCCAGAGCUCCGUGGAGGACACCACAGACACCUCCUAUGACGCCAUCGUGGUUGAGCAGUGGACUGUUAUAGAUGGUGUUGUGGUGAAGACGGACUACAUCCCUCUGCUCCAGUCCUUAGCUCCAUAUGGAUGGAGACUGAUGUGUGUGCUGCCAACACCCAUUGUCAGAACAAACAGUGAUGGAAGUUUGUCGACUAAGCAAAUCCUUUUUCUUCAGAGACCCAUUUUGCAACGCAGGAGAAAAGACUUCAAGAUGCUGAACCUCAGAGGUCGCAGUAAAGCAAAGAAACACUCAGCCGGGGAGGCGUUAGACGAGCAGGAGAACAAGUCCCUCGUGAUAGAGACUGAGAUGGACAGGCUGAGGAUCAACGAAGAGGAAGACGAGGCGGUGGUAGAGGGGAGGAAGAGAGGGCACGGCGGAAGGAGCAAAAUAGCGAGCCUUCAGAAGAGCGGAGAGGAUGGGCAUCAAAAGGCGUUCUCCCUUCUGUUGGAGCGCAGGGCUUCUGUUGAACAUCAAGAGGAGGAAACUGAUGUGGACGCCAUCCUGGCACCCAGACAGGAGCAGGUGGUGAAAUGGAUGGAUUUCUGUCCAGUUGAUGAGCGGGGGCUAAAGGAGAAGGUCAGGGUGGAGGAGCGGAUUAAACAGCAGCUAUUCUCCGGAGUUUGUUGACAUGAAGUUUGUGGGAACCAAGCAAUCAGAAACCUGGUUAUCCUCCCAUAAAAAAAGUGUUUUAAUGGUUUGAGUUCCUAAAAAAUGCAGAGUCGAGCAUAAACUGUGCUGUGGAAAAGUAUUUCUGUUUUUCCCUUUUUGUUUUGUUGACCUGAGUAAAUGCAAAUUGCAGCUUUUAAGUAAUGAUAUUCUAACUUAGUACCAAGUAAAUAAUCUUUCCACUUGUUAAAUUAUAAAUUAAGAGUUUUUAUUGUCAUGACGUGACCAUUAUAAAGUUUUCUUUAGACACCAGCCCCAAACACACAUAUAAUACACAGGCAUACUUUAAAAACAAUGAAAAAAAGAACUUGUAUUUUCAAAAUAGAAAAAUAAAAGUUGGACGUGCAAUGUAGAAGGGAGGAUUUACGUAAAGUGUAGGUUCUGGUUCUGAGUCCAUUUGUUUCAGAUUUAAUGUUUCUGAAUCAUUUCUCCUGGUGAAAGAGAGACAAAGUGUCAUUACCUGGAUGAGCGGUGGUUUGGGGAAACACACCUUUUUCUGGCCGUAUGCAGCAUAAACUGAGUGUUGUGCUGAUGAUCUGGUGGUCCUGGUUCCUCUUUGUAUUCUGGUUGCUGCUGUUGAAAUUUUGCUUAAUGCUCUGGGCUUUGCCUGCUGAUUGGCUCUUUAGUUCUCUGCGGGCCCUGCUGUGGGUCAGUCUGUCUCCUGAUCAGUAAGCUGCAUCAUGAUCUUUGGGAAGGAGCCAAACUGGGCUGUCAACUGAUUGUUUCUGGUUAGGAAAAACCCUGAUUAUGCAGGGAGUGCAGCAGCAAUGCAGACAUCAAUAUAGGACAGACCAGUACCUGGAAGGAGAAAGUUUGGCCUUUGGUUUGUUACCGUUGGUCUGUUACCACUCUGGUUAUGCACCCUGACUGAAAAGCUGCAUAAUUACCUUAUAAAAGCAACUGAUGCUGGAUAACCUUCCAGUAUGUGGAGUUAUUUAUUUUUAUUUUUAUUAAAUUGAAGAAAAAGGCGAUUUACAAGGGGAAAAUCAUUUUAAAGGUAAAAUAAAUAUAUUGGAGAGAACACAUUUUCAUACUGAUGGCAAAAAGUGAUGCACUUUGAGACGGACGGAAACGUUUUGAGAGAAAAUAUUUUGUCACAGAAUAAAAGAUAAACUGACAUUUGGAAAAUGAUUUCUCUCUUAAAACUUUUUUUUUGCCUCAGUUAACCAAAAAAGUCUUUGUUCUUGAUUCAGGAUUUUUCUCUCAAUAUGAAAAACCUGUUAAUUCUGUCAAACCUGGCCAAUAGAAACACAGGCGCGUUUUUUACAUCUAGAGAAAAAUCCUGAAUCGAGAGCAAAGACUCAAAGAAAUGUUUUUUUUUUUUUUUUUUGACAAAACACUAAAAUAACUCCAUACAGUGUGGCUUAAAUAAACUUUCUGCAAAAAAAAAAAGAGUUGGCCAAAACUCCUAAAAUAAAAAAGACUCCUUCCCACUUUCAAAUGCAUGGCAGUUUUCAGAUAUCUUCAUCUGAGAUGGGGGAAAAAAAAUGGUUUGAUGAUCUGAAACUUGUCAGUGUAAAACGAUAAGAAAUCUGUAAGGGGCCAAAUGCCUCUUUAGGGAACUCUAGUACAUUUAUGUUCCGUUCAGAUGCCAAAGCUCUGAAUUCCUAAAAGUGUGCUGCAGACAUUUCUGCCUUCUUGUGUUUAAUGUUUUUAUAUAUAAAAAAAAGAAAAAAGUCAAGACUCACUGUACAAAGCUAUACAACUUUUUAAGCCAAUGCCUUAAAUAGGAGUUUCUUUUUCAUGUUCUUUUUUUUAACAUUUGCUGUCUAUUUAAGGCUUAUAAGAUAUCCAUAGUGCAGAAUAAUAGCAGGUUAAUUUGCCUUAUACCAUCUCCCACUUUAAACUCCAAAAAUCCCUCAACUUACUUGUAUAACUCACUCUAUAUAAACAUUUUCUAAAAAUGUUCUAUUUCAACCCAAACCAAGUGGUUGUAGUUCUAAUCUAUUUUUGAGCCAGUUGAUUUUUAUGAAAUAUAGCUGAGAAACUUCUCGCUGGUCGACAAUAUCUAUUAGUCCGCAUAACCUCAUCUGUAACCAUAAGCGUUAAUAAGCA
Molecule: messenger RNA, 4387 nt
Organism: Cyprinodon variegatus (sheepshead minnow)
Lineage: Eukaryota; Metazoa; Chordata; Actinopteri; Cyprinodontiformes; Cyprinodontidae
Gene: rftn1a
Exons: 10
Coding region: 203-2293 (696 amino acids)
Source: RefSeq, a predicted model, not a curated record